UCAGAGAUUGUCAACCUGAUGGAUCAAGACUUUGACUCUACCUGGGAAUCAGACGGUGAUCAAGGUUCCCACUGGCUCAAGUUCUUCAUGAAACCUGGCGUGGUGGUCCAAAAGUUCUCUCUCCUCGUUGACCCUGAUGACAGUAGCUACCUCCCCCGUAGGGUUGUUGUUAAAGCCGGAACGGAAUCAAACCGUGAAACAAUAUCACAAAGAACCUUCAGCCCGUCAGAUUUCUCUAAAAGGGAGCUUGAAUUAUUCCCAUUCCCCCUCUCCACUUAUUACUCAGUCAUUGAAGUUUGCAUUAAAGCUUGUUAUCAAGGAGGCAUUGACACACGUAUACACGGGAUCAAGCUGGUCUGUCAAACUGCCUGCAUGAUAAUACCAGAGUCUGAGAAUGUCUGUGAGGAUAUCUUUACUUCUGAGUCCACCUCUCGUUGGCCAAAACUCGACUCCUUUACACCACGCCAGCUCUUUCAUCGCUCUAUCCUUCUUAAAAGAGUGGCCAGUCUCAUUGAUAAGGAUCUCUCUUAUAUACUACCCCAGUGGCAGUAUUCUCGCGGGGGUCUGGGAGCUGUGACGUCCCUAAGACAACUCUGGCCUUUAUGCAGCUCUCGUAAUGCCCUCAUUGAGCAGCUGCUGCAGAAAACAACAGAAAAACCUCCGUCUGAUAUGCCAGUUGUGUACAUAAACCGAAUAGCAGCCAAACAACACAGGGAGGAUCCCACCAUAGACCCAGAACAGAAGAAGACGGUCUUUAACCAGCUCAUGUCUGAGCUUAAGAAACACACCAAACCCUCGGAGUAUAAUUUCAGGUGGGCGGGGCACUGGACCCAGUGGUGGGAGUGUAAGUUCCUUCAAGAGGGUGUCAUUGAUCAGGGAGGAGGAUUUAGGGACUCUCUCUCUGAUAUCGCUGAAGAGUUGUGUCCGCCAUCUUUAGACGUCGACGUCUCUCUUCCUUUAUUUAUACGAAGUCCCAACCAAAGUCAGGACUCCUCCAACGUGUACCGUGAUGCUUACACUCCUAAUCCUUCCUGUGAGCAGUUUGCAAAGUAUUCUUUUGUGGGUCAGCUAAUGGGGGGAACGUUCCGCAGUCAAGAGAUACUGGUACUCUCUCUCCCUCAGUUUAUUUGGAAGCAGCUGGUGGGGGAGCCUGUCACUUGGACAAGGGAUUUUGUGUCCGUUGAUUCUGCCGAAGUUAAACUUAUAGACUCCAUAGAGACAAUGGAGGCGUCCAUAUUUGAUUCAACAUUUGCUGAAGUUCUUAACUUCACGACUGUCCUUAGUAACGGAAAGACGGUCCCCCUCCUUCCCGGCGGAGAGGACCGUUACGUGACGUAUGAGGAUCGAUUGGAGUACUGUCGUCUCGUUAAGAAGGUGAGAAUGAGUGAGAGUCAGGCUCAGAUAUCGGCCAUUAAGGAAGGACUCACUCAAGUCGUCCCACAGCAGGUUCUGGCGCUUCUCACCUGGCAGGAACUUGAGGUCAAAGUUUGUGGUAGUCCAGAGAUAUCCAUAGAAGAGCUUAAAAAAUCAGCGAAAUAUGACAGUGACCUUUCUCCUACAUCUUCCAACGUAAAGGUCAUGUGGGAGGCAUUGGAAGGGUUUACUAACGAGGAGAGAUCGAGAUUCAUCCGAUUCAUAACUGGCAGGAGAAGGUUACCAACCACCAUUUACAUUGAUUCAGCAGAUACAGGUCCUUCAUCUCUACCCACUUCUGCUACCUGUUCUAAUGCUCUCUAUCUUCCUUCUUAUACUACUGUGGAACAGGCUGCCUCUAAACUACGCUAUGCGGCUUAUAAUUGCGUUGCUAUAGAUACGGACAUGAGUCCAAUUGAGUAGGCGUGAUAAAGAUUUGUGAGUAUUGUAAAGCUAAGACGUUAGAUAC
Amphimedon queenslandica is the source of this 1882-nucleotide messenger RNA. Its product is annotated as E3 ubiquitin-protein ligase HECTD3-like. NCBI's taxonomy places the organism in Eukaryota, Metazoa, Porifera, Demospongiae, Haplosclerida, Niphatidae. Gene Ontology annotation, molecular function: ubiquitin-protein transferase activity. The record is from RefSeq and is a predicted model, not a curated record. The coding region runs from base 19 to 1836 and encodes 605 amino acids. The transcript has a single exon.